Messenger RNA from Colletotrichum truncatum, 360 nucleotides. RefSeq lists its product as uncharacterized. Lineage: Eukaryota; Fungi; Ascomycota; Sordariomycetes; Glomerellales; Glomerellaceae. The record is from RefSeq and is a predicted model, not a curated record.
AUGAAGUCGAUCCUGCCCGUCGUAUCCGUCACCCUCAUCUCCCUUCUCGUCGCCGUCCUAGCAAGCUCCAAGCCUAAGCCCAAGUUCGACCCCGUCGACCCCGACGGCCUGCUGCCGAUUCACAGCCUUCCCGGCUGCAUCCGCUGGUGCAUGAAGCACGAGACCUACACGGCAUUGUGGUUCAACAUCUGGACCAUCACGCAGCGCGAGUGGUGCAGUCAAGAGCUGAACAUCGUCAGACACCACUGGAGGCAAAAGAGGUUCGUCCCCUGCGCCAGGCAGAGGUGUCCCUGGGAUGUGACGAACGCGACGGACAUGAAUGCCUGGCAGGACAGCUUUUGCCGGCCGUAUUAUGAUUGA